AUGAAUGACCGACUCCAAAGUCUCCAACUUAAAGGAAGCACGGACGAGGCCCUGCACAAGGAAAUUGCUCAAGUCGACUGCUCACCCUUUACAGACGAGGUGGAACGAGCUGCACCGUCGAAACGGUUCACAACGCCAUCCAUCACUCCGUUUAAGGGAGACUCUGAUCCUGAGAGCCAUUUGAGGCACUUUAAGAGUGCCAUGAUCCUGUACAAAGCAGACGACGCCCUGAUGUGCAAAUACACCUCCUACAAGACGGUCAGAAAGCAUGCAGACCACUUGUUCAACCUGCACAAGAAACCAGACGAGUCUCUUCGAGACUACCUCAGACGAUUCAAGGCUGAGAAGGCAAACAUCAUAGGAUGCAAUGACCAAGUUGCAUCCUCAGCUUUCAAAAAAGGCUUGCCAACCGAACAUGAGCUAUACCAUGAGCUGGCCAUAACUCCAAGCCAAACCUUGGCAGAGGUCUUCGCGACGGCAGAGCGCUACGCACUUUGGGACGAAAAUCGUAUUGCGGCGAAGAAAGCCGGCAAGCAAGCUGAUCACCCGACAAGGCAGGCAAGCCAAAAAAGCAACAAGUUCGAGCUCAAAGCCCGACACAAGCGCAGAUCGCGGCCCCAAGAGGGAGGCUCAGAAGCAGGAACCUACACUGAGUUUACCAUCCCGAUCCAUCAAAUUCUAGCACAAGUGAAGGACAAGCCGUGGAUCGAGGAUCGUGAUGCGACUGCCAAGGAACCUCCCGAAAAGGUCAUACGGAUCAACACCAUUCUAGCUGAUUCCCAGGAGUCUGGGCUGACCACCAAGGAGCGCAAGAGAAAGAUCGCGCAGGCGACUUUUGUCUCCCACGUCACAACGGGCGUACCAGUCAUUGCAGAUACACCCAUCAUCGGCUUUCAGAAGAAGGACUUGAUCGGGCUUGAUCUGACGCACAAUGACGCCCUAGUAAUCUGCAUCCAAAUUGAACAAGCUGUGAUCGAGCGAGUUCACGUGGACGAGGGCAGCGCAGCCAACAUCCUGCAACUAUCUGUUUUGCAACAGAUGGGAUUGGAGCCCAAGAUCAACAAACUUGCUAGGUCACUCACCGACUUCAAUGGGGCCUCAUCGAUCACUGUGGGAACGAUUGACCUUGACAUCCACUCACCCCCGGUGGUCUGCUCGCAAACCUUUAUGGUCAUUGACGAGAUCUCCCCCUACAACGGAAUCUUAGGCCGACCGUGGAUCAACAAGAUCGAAGCCAUCACAUCUGCUCUACACCAGAAGAUCCGCUACCCCAUCAUUGGUGGCGGGAUCGGGCAGAUCAACAGUGACCAAGCCAUGGCAAGGAGAUGCACAGCCCAAGGGCUCAAGAAGAGCAAACAGCUACAGUUCACACCAGUAAUGCAGGCUACUGACGAGGCAGGAAACACUCCCAGCAGACAAGCAAGCCCGAACGAGAAGGAAGCUGCUACCUCAAAAUAG
This is a messenger RNA of Prunus avium (sweet cherry), 1458 nucleotides long. The record is from RefSeq and is a predicted model, not a curated record. Lineage: Eukaryota; Viridiplantae; Streptophyta; Magnoliopsida; Rosales; Rosaceae.